This is a messenger RNA of Cladocopium goreaui, 543 nucleotides long. NCBI's taxonomy places the organism in Eukaryota, Dinophyceae, Suessiales, Symbiodiniaceae. The record is from the annotation of a GenBank genome assembly.
AUGGCCACCACCAGUGUCCCGCACUUGCCCUUUGUACCCAAGUUCAAGUCCGACUGCAUUGAGCCUUCCCUUGUCAGAUCGGAGGAACAACAGCAUGAAUGCCAAAAGGAUGGAAAGGUGUUGGAGGAUCUCUUUGACAAGAUUUCAAACUACUCGGUAUUCGAUUUCUUGCCCUUUGCAUCCUUUGAGAGGUGUUUGCAGCAUGCGCUUAUGGCCAGAGCUUCUCAGAUCAUCACUGAUUUCUUGGCAUUUGAUGCAGAGAACUUUGGUGGAAUGGCUGACUCUUGGACGUCCAUUCUGAAGAUUGCCUACCCUCAUCUUGCGCAAUUGCACUUGUCAGACAUCCUUCUUGCUUUUGUUGAUCGGGCAUACAUGAACCGGGUGACUUUCCAGUGUGUUGGCCUGCUUGAUUUUAUUGAGUUCUAUGGUGGGGUUGGCAACUUGUCCAGGGAGCUUCUCUUGCGACACUUGCAUGGUGCCAUCUUCGACACAAUGUACCGCCCAGUGGAUCACGACUGCUUGGGUCAAGGAUUCAGGUUGUAG